GAGGCGCAGAUCGUGCUGCUGGGCCUCGCCGGCGCUGCUGGCAAGACAGCCAUCCUGCACUGGCUCAAGCUCAGCCAUGUCGUCAACACCGGACCAACGAUUGGGUUCAACGCCGAGACUCUUGAAUACAAUGGCAUCAGCUUCGGGGUUUGGGACGUGGGUGGUCAAGUCAAGCUCCGAGGCUUGCUAAGGCACUACCUCUAUGGCGCCCAGGGCGUGAUAUUCGUCGUCGACAGCAGCGACCGGGAGUGGAUUCUUCAAGCCCAAGAUCAGCUGAACAUGAUUCUGAACGAGGAGGAGUUCAAGGUUAGGGAUCCCGCGUUGCUUGUGUUUGCAACCAAGCAGGACCGUCCGAAUGCCAUGAGCGCAGCAGAGGUAGCGGGCAAGUUUGGGCUUCAGUCACUGCUUUGCAACCGUAUAUGGCACAUUCAAAGUUGUUGUGCAAUCUCAGGAGAAGGCCUCCACGAGGGGAUGGAUUGGCUCUGCACCAACAUACAAUAG
This is a messenger RNA of Miscanthus lutarioriparius, 501 nucleotides long. Lineage: Eukaryota; Viridiplantae; Streptophyta; Magnoliopsida; Poales; Poaceae. The record is from the annotation of a GenBank genome assembly.